GGUGCCGUCAGGGCCUUCGCCGAGCGCCUGGCGCAGUUUGGGCACCCCGAGAGCGAGGAGCCGCGGCGCCAGGCCCACGCCGCCCUCGACAGGGUCACCCGCGCCUGCGGCCACGUCCUCACCCAGCGCCUCUUCGAGGACCUCAAGCCCUACUUCAGCAAGCUGAUGAAGCGCAAGUGGCUGACGAGCUCGGACGCCUUCGACGCCAUCGUGAUGCUCCUCACUGGCUUCGCGCAGACGCUGCGCCCGCUGCACCCCGAGCCCCACCAGGUGCUGGUGAGCGAACUGCACCGGCGGGUGCUCGUCGAGUACGUGCGGCCGCUGCUCCAGGGCCGCCUGGUCUGCGCCUCCGCCAAGGCCCGAGCCCGCGUGGCCGCCCGCCUCGGAGACGAGGCCCGGCAGCUCCGGGAGCUCUUCUCGCGACUGGACUCGGCGUCGCCGUGGUUGGACUCGGUGGUGCCGCGGCUGCGGGAGCUGCUGGUGCUGGAGGACACGGCGGCGCUGCAGAUGGAGGUCGGGGCCCUGGCCAGGGACUUCCCCGACGUCCG
Neopelma chrysocephalum (saffron-crested tyrant-manakin) is the source of this 548-nucleotide messenger RNA. It is a transcript of the gene EXOC3L2, whose product is annotated as exocyst complex component 3 like 2. The annotation marks the transcript as partial. The record is from RefSeq and is a predicted model, not a curated record. NCBI's taxonomy places the organism in Eukaryota, Metazoa, Chordata, Aves, Passeriformes, Pipridae. Gene Ontology annotation, molecular function: SNARE binding. Gene Ontology annotation, cellular component: exocyst. The transcript is spliced from 4 exons. Gene Ontology annotation, biological process: exocyst localization; exocytosis.